AUGGCCAACGACGAGUACGAUUUCCUCUUCAAGGUCGUCCUGAUCGGAGAUUCUGGUGUCGGUAAAUCCAACCUCUUGAGCCGUUUCACCCGCAACGAAUUCAACCUCGAUUCAAAGUCGACUAUCGGUGUCGAGUUUGCUACGCGCAGCAUCCAGGUCGACAACAAGACGAUCAAGGCUCAGAUCUGGGAUACCGCCGGCCAGGAGCGUUACCGCGCCAUUACCUCGGCUUACUACCGUGGUGCCGUCGGUGCCCUGCUCGUUUACGACAUCAGCAAGCACCAGACAUACGAGAACGUCACCAGAUGGCUCAAGGAGCUGAGAGAUCAUGCCGACAGUAACAUUGUCAUCAUGCUGGUUGGAAACAAGUCCGAUCUGAGACACUUGCGCGCUGUGCCCACCGAGGAGGCCAAGCAGUUUGCCAGCGAGAACAACCUCUCCUUCAUCGAAACCUCUGCUCUGGACGCCAGCAACGUCGAGCUUGCCUUCCAAAACAUCCUCACAGAAAUCUACCGCAUCGUUUCCAGCAAGGCUCUCGAUCAAGGUGAGGGCAAGGAGAGUGGCCCCGGCAGCGGCGCCCCUGUCAGUGUCCCCUUGACCAAGCCAGCCGACGGCAACGCCAAGUCCGGCCAGUGCUGCUAA
Messenger RNA from Aureobasidium namibiae CBS 147.97, 642 nucleotides. RefSeq names its product ras-domain-containing protein. Gene Ontology annotation, cellular component: recycling endosome. The record is from RefSeq and is a predicted model, not a curated record. Gene Ontology annotation, biological process: exocytosis. The transcript has 4 exons. Lineage: Eukaryota; Fungi; Ascomycota; Dothideomycetes; Dothideales; Saccotheciaceae. The coding region runs from base 1 to 642 and encodes 213 amino acids. Gene Ontology annotation, molecular function: GTPase activity; GTP binding.